GAAAAGCCAAUUUAUAGUACAAAUCCGGUCCAAAAAUUCGAUCAGAAAACCGGGCGAUUCGAGUUAAAAGAACCGGACCGGUGUCGACCACUUUAUUUUGCCCUUAGGGCUUCUUUCUCUUCGAUUGUUGAAGGAUAGUAAUUCCAGCUUCCACGGCGGAUAUCGAAUCUAAUUGGGUUGCAACAAAGAGGAGAAGGAUAUACUUGUUUUGGGGGGAGCGCGCGCUCAGAUGCAGAGACUAGGGAACUUUAAGCUGCCUCAGUUCUUCAAUUUCCCACCUUUCUUCACUUUGCAGCCAGUGAAGGAAACACGUGAGAAGCAAGUGCAAGUAUGGAAGCAGCUGCUACUUGAUUACUGCAGAAGUCAAAAGAUUUUUGUGAUAGGAUUGGAAGAAGAUUUCCCUCUGUUUUCCAAUCCAGUCAUUGAAAGAUCUUUAAGCCAUGAGGCAAGGGAGGUAUUUCUUUCUGCUCUGAUAAGUGAAGGUCAUGCCGAAUGGAUGGAUAAAGAUCAUAGGAAAUGUCUGAUGCUUUGGUUAAGACUCCAGGAGUGGGCUGAUUAUAUUUUAAACUUUGUGAAAGACAAUGGAUUGCAGGAUGGUGUCAUGACCAUUGAAGAAAUGCGAUCAGGAACUGAAACACACGGUACUGAGCUUGCUGGGAUAGAUCGGGGUUUGCUUCUGCGUGUUCUGAGAUUACUGGAGCAGAAAGGGAAAGCUACAAUAUUCAAAGGGACUUCAGCAGAUGAUGAUGGAGUAAAAUUUUCUGUCUAAUUGGGACACUGUUUUCCAAGCCACCUGUUGAUUGUUUCCAUACGGUGCUGGAACUCUGAUUCUUAUUGUGAUCAUCCUUGCUUUCUUUAUGGUAUACGUUUUACCUUUUCAGGCUUAAACGAACAUUUAUUUGCUGCAGAUACAUCUCUGUUUAUUUGAAUGGGAUCAAGAUGUAAAUCAAGCUUUUCAGAUGUAUGUAUUACUUGGAAAAUUUAA
Messenger RNA from Musa acuminata subsp. malaccensis (wild Malaysian banana), 985 nucleotides. Its product is annotated as vacuolar protein sorting-associated protein 25. NCBI's taxonomy places the organism in Eukaryota, Viridiplantae, Streptophyta, Magnoliopsida, Zingiberales, Musaceae. Gene Ontology annotation, molecular function: structural molecule activity; protein homodimerization activity. Gene Ontology annotation, cellular component: ESCRT II complex. The record is from RefSeq and is a predicted model, not a curated record. Gene Ontology annotation, biological process: protein transport to vacuole involved in ubiquitin-dependent protein catabolic process via the multivesicular body sorting pathway.